UGGAGCCUCCCGGAAGGUGCGCGGCGGGCGCUGCACGUGGCCCGGCACAGAUGGGGGCGCCCGGCGGGGCGGCGGCCUCGGGGCUCCCCGCAGGGCCCGCCCGCUUCCGCUGCCCGGAGGACUUCUGCGCGCGGCGCUUGGCCCCCGGGGCCGCCUUCUGCCUGGGGGCGCCCGGCAAGCGCCUGCUGCUCAUCCGCGCCCCGGCCGACUUCCGCCCGGAGAGCCUCUCCGGCCACCGCCUGGCGCUACGGGGCUCCCCGCUUCUGAGGGCGUCGCAGCCGGACGGCAGCCAGAAAGUCUACGGUCUCCGAGCGACCCGGGAGGAGAGCGUUGCCCGCCUGCUGAUCGCCGCUGGCCGGCCGGAGCGGCUCAUCUGCGCCCAGCCCUUCGGGGGCUCCCUGAGGAUCCAGGAGAGAGACGGCGCGCCCGACGCCCCCCGGCCGCUCUUCCCCGUGCCGGAGAGGCCGGCCCCGAAGGUCCCCGCAGGCCUCAAGCAGCGCUUCUUCCCCUUCGGGGCCCGGCUCCCUUCCUCGGGAGCGCCGCCACGGAAGGCUGCCCGGGAGAGGGGCAAGAAGCGGCCGCUGCUGCCUUGGAAGCAGGCGCUCUGGCGGUCGGAGGGUCCCGAGCAGCUUCUGGGCGGCUCCCCGGAGCCUGCGGAGCCGCUGCUGGGGAGGGCCGGGAGCAAGCAGCGCCCCCUGAAGGAGGAGGCGGAGGAGCCGGCGGCGGCAACUGGGCCAGCCACACUCCCAGGGCUUGGGGGGCGGCUGCUGUGGCAGGAUGCCCAGCCAAGUGGCCACUUAGAGGAGGCUUCCUGGUCGGGAGAGGCGGAAGAGCCGGGCAGGAGAGCCAGGAAGAAAGCGAAGAAGCGGAAGACGGAGACAGAGGAGUUGCCGAAUCCCAGUUCCAGGUACUGGCAGCCUGAAUGGGAACUCCGCUUGCAGGGAGGGAGGGAGAGGGAGAUGCCAGAGGCCGGGGCAGAGGGGCUGUGGGGCGCUGCUGCCACCAAGGAGGAGCCG
Notechis scutatus (mainland tiger snake) is the source of this 1016-nucleotide messenger RNA. The record is from RefSeq and is a predicted model, not a curated record. NCBI's taxonomy places the organism in Eukaryota, Metazoa, Chordata, Lepidosauria, Squamata, Elapidae.